AUAUUUUAGUCUACUCUGAGAAAGAGUGAAUUGAUAGUACAGUUGUGUUUUCCUUUGCUUUGUUAUGGAUGAUAUCAUAAUGGUAUUUACAGUUAGAUUGUGGGUGUGGCUAAAGUGGCAACAUGAACCAGAGCUGUUUGCUAUUGCUGUAUUUCUUACUCUCACUACAAAACUGUCUUUCUGUUCCCAUAUCACGUUUCUAUUCAUUUGCAGGAUCUUCAGGAGAUCAAACUUUUACUAAUGUUGAUGAUCAAGCUACAUCUAUAAAUCUAUCAAAUGACUUUAUUUUUUAUGGAUACAAUUUUAGCACAGUAUUUAUAAACAACAACGGCCUCCUUUCAUUUCAUCAGGCAGUUGAUGGAUACACGUCUGAUCCAUUUCCUUUACCUCAAACACUCAUUGCUCCUUUCUGGGCUGAUGUAGACACACGCAAUGGAGCUGGAGUAGUUUAUUACAGAGAAACUACUGCAAGUGCCAUUGUCAGCAAAGUGGCACAAGAUGUGCAACUUGCUUUUCCAGGGCAACCUUCAUUUACAGCUAAAUCAGUUGUAAUUGUGACAUGGUACAGAGUUGGAUAUUAUGAGGAGAAUAACGACAAACUUAAUACAUUUCAGUGUGUCCUGGCUACUGAUGGGAGUCGUUCCUAUGUCUUGUUCCUUUAUCUUGAUGAUGGUAUAAACUGGGUCACUGGUGAUGCAAGUGGCGGCUCAAAUGGCUUUGGUGGAACAGAGGCUUAUGUGGGAUUUAAUUCUGGAGGGGAAAACUCCACAUACUUUGCUGUAGAAGGUGCUAGGACACCAGCAGUCGUCAAUAUUGAAACUACCAGCAAUGUACGUGUAGCAGGACUUUGGAUCUUUCAAGUGAAUGGAGAUAAUAUCAUUACUUCUACAACUGUAUGUGGUACUCCAGACCAAUUAUAUGACAAUGCAACAAUUUUGAGCUACAACAGUAUAUCUGUUAACAGUACAGCUACAUAUAGUUGUGAAGAUGGCUAUAGUUUAGUUGGAGAUGCUGUUAGGACAUGCUUGAGUAGUGGAAAUUGGAGUGGAAAUCCACCUUACUGUCAAAUUGUCAAUUGUAGUGAGCUACUGAUUGAAUCAAAUGGAGGACUACCUGUAUUUUAUUCAUCAAACUCUUACUCUUACAACAGCACAGCUACAUAUAGCUGUAAAAAUGGCUACAAUUUAGUUGGAAAUGCUGUUAGGACAUGCUUGAGUAGUGGCAAUUGGAGUGGAAGCCCUCCUUACUGUCAAAUUGUUACCAUGGAUGAAGGAGAAGGAUCUAAUUGUAUGGCUCGCUAUAAACACGAACCAUCACUGUAUAUAAGGAUAUGCUGUAACAGUAGUAACUUAGGACAGACUAUUCGUAUGAGAGAAGGAACAGUGAAGACUAUUAUUUUAUGUCCUAUUGUAAAGCCACAAUCCUGUCCACCAGAUAAUAAAGACUGUAGAAGAUUAUUUGAGAAUGGCAAUACUACAAGUGGCGUUUAUACAGUUAAUCCUGAUGGAGGGACUCCAUUUGAAGUAUACUGUGAUAUGGAGACUGAUGGUGGCGGAUGGACUGUAUUUCAGAGGAGACAAGAUGGAUCUGUUGAUUUCUAUAGGAACUGGACUGACUAUGAGUAUGGAUUUGGUGACCUUACUGGUGAGUUUUGGUUAGGAUUGAGCAAGAUUCAUCGUCUUACUAAAGAAGGAUCAAACACACUAAGAGUGGACCUGGGAGACUUUGAGGGGAACACAGCUUAUGCUAACUACUCUACAUUUGGUAUUAGUGACAGUUGCACUAAAUAUAUACUAACAGUAGGACGAUACUCUGGUACUGCUGGGGAUAGUUUGGACUAUCAUAAUAGCAGGAGAUUCACUACAAGAGAUAAUGAUAAUGAUGCUUCACUAAACAACUGUGCUCAGCAGUGGAUUGGUGCCUGGUGGUAUAUUAUGUGCUAUGUAGCAAAUCUUAAUGGUCGUUAUUAUAAUACUUCAACUACUAAUGGUGAAGGUAUUGUUUGGGCCCGCUGGAAAGAGACAACUCUUAAGUUCUCAGAAAUGAAAACUCGUAACAAUUAAAUACUGUCCCCUAAAGUUUACAAUUACUAUACAUUGUGCAUAUGUAGUCUCACCCCACUAAGGAGCGGGACAGCUAAGACUAAUUAUCAUUAUGCCACUUUACAUUUAGUAUUAAAAUUUAUGAAUUUACCAUGUACUUGCUAUACUACCAUAAUAAAAUUUCGUGUUAUAAGCAAAAUAUAA
Molecule: messenger RNA, 2246 nt
Organism: Amphimedon queenslandica
Lineage: Eukaryota; Metazoa; Porifera; Demospongiae; Haplosclerida; Niphatidae
Product: sushi, nidogen and EGF-like domain-containing protein 1
Exons: 9
Coding region: 123-2063 (646 amino acids)
Biological process (GO): cell-matrix adhesion
Cellular component (GO): membrane
Molecular function (GO): G protein-coupled receptor activity
Source: RefSeq, a predicted model, not a curated record